Messenger RNA from Mesorhabditis belari, 507 nucleotides. The record is from the annotation of a GenBank genome assembly. NCBI's taxonomy places the organism in Eukaryota, Metazoa, Nematoda, Chromadorea, Rhabditida, Rhabditidae.
AUGGCUUCCCGCAAGACUGUGAGCCGCCGUGCUCGCCCACAACGUGCGACCAGCAAUGUUUUUGCGAUGUUCGACCAAGCGCAAAUCCAGGAAUUCAAGGAGGCUUUCAACAUGAUUGACCAAAAUAGGGAUGGUUUCAUCGAUCAAGAAGAUCUUCGCGAUAUGCUUGCUUCGCUUGGCAAGGAAGUUGAAGACAAAUUCUUGGAUGAGAUGGUCACCCAAGCUCCAGGACCAAUCAAUUUUACGAUGUUUCUCACGUUGUUUGGUGAAAAGCUGACAGGAACUGAUCCGGAGGAUGUGAUUCGCAACGCAUUCCAAUGCUUCGACGACGACAACUCGGGAAAAAUUACUGAGGAUCGCUUGCGAGAGUUGCUUACAACGAUGGGUGAUCGCUACUCACACGAUCAAGUGGACGAACUUUUCCGUGACGCUCCAAUCAAGGAUGGAAUGUUUGACUACAUCGAGUUCACUCGUAUGCUCAAACAUGGAACCAAGGACACCGAUGCU